Molecule: messenger RNA, 1223 nt
Organism: Frankliniella occidentalis (western flower thrips)
Lineage: Eukaryota; Metazoa; Arthropoda; Insecta; Thysanoptera; Thripidae
Product: procathepsin L-like
Exons: 5
Coding region: 152-1156 (334 amino acids)
Biological process (GO): immune response
Cellular component (GO): lysosome
Molecular function (GO): cysteine-type endopeptidase activity
Source: RefSeq, a predicted model, not a curated record
CCUAUCACUUGAACACUACCAUUCAGCUGUACUUCACAACAUGACAUCGGACAAGAUCAAGAAAAGAUAAGACACCGAGAUUCAUGCCGAUCAAGGUAUAAAGGAGCACCUUUCGGCAGUGAUCGGCACAGAGUAAACUGUCUCCGACAUCAUGAAGGUCCUCAUCGUUCUCGCCGCCUGCGUGGUGGCCGCCAUGGCCGCCAUCCCCUCCGACAUGGAGAUCCAGGCCCACUGGGAGAGCUUCAAGGCCACCCACGCCAAGACCUACGCCAACGCGGUCGAGGAGGCCUACAGGGCCAAGGUGUUCAAGGAAAACGCCAUCAGGAUCGCCAAGCACAACGACCGCUUCGCCAGCGGCGAGGUCACCUUCAAGGUCGGCUACAACCAGUACGCUGACAUGCACACCCACGAGGUCACCGAGAAGCUGAACGGUUACCGCAGCGGCCUGAAGCAGGCCAGCGCUUUCGUCCACACCGCCUCCAACGUCUCCUGGCCCUGGAGCAAGAAGGUCGACUGGAGGUCCAAGGGCGCCGUCACCCCCAUCAAGGACCAGGGCCAGUGCGGCUCCUGCUGGUCUUUCUCCGCCACCGGCUCCCUCGAGGGUCAGCUCUUCCUGAAGAACAAGAACCUGGUCUCCCUCAGUGAGCAGAACCUGGUCGACUGCUCCUGGGACUUCGGUAACCAGGGUUGCAACGGUGGUCUGAUGGACUCCGCUUUCGCGUACAUCAAGAGCAACGGCGGUAUCGACACCGAGGAGAGCUACCCCUACACCGCUGAGGACGGUGGCUCUUGCCUCUACAAGGCUGAGAACAACGCUGGUGUCAACACUGGUUACAAGGACGUCCAGUCUGAGAGCGAGAGCGCCCUCCGUGACGCCGUCGAGAAGGUUGGCCCCGUGUCUGUCGCCAUCGACGCCAGCAACUGGAGCUUCCAGAUGUACACCAGCGGUAUCUACUACGAGCCUGCCUGCUCCUCCUACUCCCUGGACCACGGUGUGCUCGCCGUCGGCUACGGCAGCGAGUGGCCCAACAAGGAGUUCUGGAUCGUCAAGAACUCAUGGGGCACUUCCUGGGGUGAGGAAGGUUACAUCAAGAUGGCUCGCAACAAGAAGAACAACUGUGGUAUCGCCACCGAGGCUAGCUACCCCCUUGUCUAAGUUUGCAGUGCACCGGUACUGACGAUUGUACUCAGUAUUCGACAAUAAAUACCAUCAACCACUGAAA